Messenger RNA from Penicillium salamii, 987 nucleotides. Lineage: Eukaryota; Fungi; Ascomycota; Eurotiomycetes; Eurotiales; Aspergillaceae. The record is from the annotation of a GenBank genome assembly.
AUGUCGAAAAAUGGCACAAUAGCAGUGCCGCAGGCAAAACCGAGCACCUCAACAACUUCAAAAACACCUUUCCACUUCGCAGCCGGUCUUUGCUCCGGUCUCACCUCCUCUAUCCUCCUCCAACCCGCGGAUCUCCUCAAGACUCGAGUCCAGCAAUCCCAAGGAGCCUCCCUCCUCCCCACUCUCAAGGCAAUCCUCUCCUCUCAGAACCCCAUUCGUGGACUAUGGCGUGGAACACUUCCAUCAGCCCUGCGAACGGGCUUCGGCUCUGCUCUCUAUUUCACCAGUCUCAACGCAUUGCGCCAAGCCGUCGCGCAGAGCAACCCACUGGCUCUAGCUAGCCCCGUGAACGGCGCCAAGUCGUCAUCUGUCCUCCCCAAACUCUCCAACACAGCGAACCUCGCCACUGGAGCUGUUGCAAGAGUUGCCGCGGGCUUCGUCAUGAUGCCCGUGACCGUCCUCAAGGUCCGUUACGAGUCCGAUUAUUACGCAUACCGCAGCUUGAUGGGCGCAGGUCGAGACAUCGUACGGACCGAGGGUCUUCGCGGGCUCUUUGCAGGAUUCGGCGCCACUGCCGCCCGAGAUGCCCCCUAUGCAGGACUAUACGUUCUGCUAUACGAACAAUUGAAGCGUCGAUUGGCACAAAUGAACACGAAGUCCUCUAGUGACGGCACCACGGUAUCUAGCGUGUCAUCCUCAUCAAUUAACUUUGUCUCUGGCGCAGCGGCAGCAGGCAUGGCAACUGCAAUUACCAAUCCAUUCGACGCUGUCAAAACCCGGGUGCAGCUCAUGCCCGCUAAAUACGGGAACAUGGUGCAUGCUACGCGCCUUAUGCUCCAAGAAAAUGGCCUGCGCAGUCUCUUUGGUGGUCUCGGACUCCGUAUGGGCCGCAAAGCCAUUAGCUCGGCGCUUGCCUGGACCGUUUAUGAGGAGCUGAUCCUGCGCGCUGAAAAGCGCUGGGAGUCCAAGCACCGGAUGGGGCUAUAG